Messenger RNA from Aplosporella prunicola CBS 121167, 985 nucleotides. RefSeq lists its product as uncharacterized. The record is from RefSeq and is a predicted model, not a curated record. The transcript has 2 exons. NCBI's taxonomy places the organism in Eukaryota, Fungi, Ascomycota, Dothideomycetes, Botryosphaeriales, Aplosporellaceae. Bases 129 to 893 code for a protein of 254 amino acids.
GGCAUGUGAACACAACACGAAAAAGAAAAAAGAAAAGCAAAAAAAAAAAAAAAAAAAAAAAAAAAGUAAGCGCGAAGAACGCCGCAUCAAGCCACCAAAUCCAGCAAUAGCAGCCGCAGCGCCGUGACAUGACGAAUCUGACAACGGCCACGGGGCUUGGCGACAGGGCAAUAAUCCCCUCACGCUCUCCCCAUCAUCACACCCCUCCCCCUCAUCUCCACUGCACCGCGCACGCCUCCAGAAUCCCACCCCACCCCACCCCGUAUCGCCUCACGCACGCCUCACGCCUUAACGCACUGGUUGUAUUGUACACGCUACGACAAGGGCCCACGCCCACGCUCGACAACUGCAACGCUAUUGUACAAUAUGAGCCACGCUCGGUAGGGGUGGGCAGAGGCUGGCGUGAUUGUGAUGGUGAGGGAUCGCUGCGCUGCGCGCUUGCUGCAGGGAGAUGCACCCACCACUGUGCUUGCUUGCCGGGGGUGCCGGUGCCGGGGUUGGGGCUGGGGCUGCGGCUGCGACCGGGGUGGGUGUACCUAUACCCUGCUCUACCACUGCAGUCUGGGUUGCUGGGAGUUACCCCACCUAUUGGUGCUGUUGUUGUUGUGCGUGUCUGGACGGUGGGUUGGUACGUGGAGCUGUGUGUGGUUGCGGCGCUUUGGCUGGGCUUGGGGCUGUGGUGUGCUGGUGUUGUGAUAGGUAGUCAAGGUAAGGUAGGUAGGGUAGGUAGGGUAGGUAAGGCAGGGCGCGACGCGAGCGAGCGAAUGCGUGUGCGUGUUCGUGUUCUUACAUACCUAGGUACAUACCUACUCCUAGGGAAGACAGAGAGAGGAUGUGUGUGUGUGUGUGUGUGUGUGUGUGUGUGUCUGUGUCUGUCUACGGAUUACAGGUGACAGGCAGUGAGCGCACGCACGAGGUUCGGGGUCGGGACAAAAGGCAGCGAGCGCGGUGAGCGACUUACAUACAUACAUACAACCACGCUACA